AUAACGUGUCACGGUCGCCAAAUGCGCUGACCUGUCCGGAGCUCCGAGUCUCAGACGCAAAAGCGGUGACAAUAAUAAAUUUCAAACAAAUUUGAAGUUCUUAUGAAUUUUACUAACCGGUUACCCUAUCCUGAGUUCAAUCGUCAAACUAAACCCAUUUGAAACGAUCGACUAGGGCCGGUAUACGGUUAGUUUUUUUCCCCAUUCCGCUACCAUAGCUCAUCAGUUAAUGUUUUAGUGCAUCGAUCGAUGCGCACCGCACCGGGGGAGAAUUUCAACGUCAACAGCGAAACUAGCUGGGCUGGUCUGUACCACAAAUACUACCAUUUGUUGUUGAGCUAGGGCUUUUUAGUGUAAGGGUUGAGAUACCUAGUAGGUAGUUAUAUUUUUUUUCUCACCAUCCACUUCCAUCCGUUGCUCGUUUACUAGAGUUUAGUUCCACUAUGAUAUGUAGGGGUAUGUUUGUAGGUAUCUGCGGCCACCCAAAGUCUCCCUCUAAAGCUGAGAGAGAACCCAAGAUUGCAGCUUGGAACUAGAGCCAGCGUCGGAUUGAUUGGGGUGGGUUGCUGCUUCUAGUUAGAUUUUACUCCCCCGAAUCGUGCGGUCGCGUUUGAGGGUGGUUUCGUUGGAGUCCGGAACGUUUCUCAGGAAAGCUGUUUCCUUUUUCCGAUUUUUCCGUAUCGGGAUUUAGCCCAAGUGUUGGGGACACUCGGACCAAAAACUCGGAUCCGCGUGACGACCGUUUGUUGGCGUAGUAUCCCGGUUAAUUUCUUCUAUUUUUGUUCCGCAAAAAGAGGAUAUGAUACCCGACCAACAGAUCGUAAGAUCGUCCCGGAGUUCCACAAAAUUGGUCUCGAAUUGUUAUUAGUGCUUAGCUCAUUCCGUAAGUGUGUUCCGGAAAGAAGUUGUUAAUGUUAAUAGUGUGUUCCAGAAUCGAAGAUCACGUUAAUCUGCAGCUGUUUGUUCGACUGCGAAAUGUUCCAAGUCGAGAUAGGCUCUGUUAUCGGCUUAGUCGUUGUUUAUUGAUUGGAGGAUAAUCGAUUGGAAGAAUUAAGGUUAAAAUCAGUGUUCAAACGAGGAUCAAUCGGGAAACAACUCUUCAGACUAAAUUUUUGUGACCCGGAAAAGUUUCUCAGUGUCUUCAUGUGAGAGUGACUACAAAUUGAAAAGUGCUCAACCAUUCCACCAAGGUGUUCCGGGGUUUCGAAUGGUGGUAAUACUAAUCGUACUACCGCCAACAUCGUCUGCAGCAGCAUCAACAACAUGCCAACAGUUUGACCGAAAUGGCGCUCAUCAGUAUUGUUUUCGGCGGCAGGAUCGCCAUUUUGAAACACCAAAAAGUUACCAAAGAGUCCACAACAACGAUGGCCAUCAACAAAGGCAAAUGGCCCCUAAAUCGGGCCAAUACGAGCCGAUUAGGACCCAUCGAAUCAUCAGUAGCUCGCCGGUCAUUCCGACCAGCUCGAAAACCCCCACCGGCUCCGCAUAUCCGGAAAUCUCCUCCAGGAGGGCGUCGUCCCAUCAUCAGCAGCAGCGUCUAAAAUCCAUCAACAACCAAAGUUACCCCUACAAGAAGCAAACUGUCGAUAGUAAUAACAACCACACUAGCUUUAGCCACCCUCAUCAGAGCAACAGUCGAAACCGGCUCAAACGGAACAAUAGUAUCCAAAAACUUCGACAGCAAAUCCUUACCAACGCUCGAAGACCGCAAGGUGUUAGUAGUUUUAGUAGUAGUAGUGUCAGUGCAGCCCAACAACCCCAAGUUAUUUUUACAACGAAAAAUCCAACGAAAAACCACAAAACAACCACAAACAAACCAACCAUCAACAACGGCGGAAGCAGGAGAAUUCCGAAGCCGACGUCAUCUCCUUCCGUGGAGCCACAGCUCCGAUACACCUCACGAGUAAUCAUUUCCGACGAUUUUUCGCAGGUCGAUAUCCAGCCGGACGACGAAGAUGUGAAGGCCGUCACCAGGGAAGAGGAAAUCAUCAAAAAACGCAAAACCGAACUGACGACGACGCGACAGAUCGAGACCCGAAUCAAGCGGCAGCUGGUGUUUGAGGAUGGCAAGGUGAUCGAAGAUUCGGGGCCGAUAGUGUCCACCAAUACGACUGAGGACACCGACAAGCAGGAAACGGUGCAAACUGAGCACCGUACUCUGGGUGAUCCCAAGGAGGAGGACAGUGACAAAACCACGGCCGCAGUUGUAGGAUCGGACACCGUAGAUGUUGAUGGCGCUGCAAAGCAGCAGCAACAGCUAGUCAAAGAAAAUUCGGAAAAUACUACUGGAAAACAGUUGGCGGAAACUUCCAUUGGACUAAGUGUUACUCGACCCGAUGGACUGUUGCGGAAUACCAAGGAAGAGGUGGAAGUAUCCCGGGAGGAAACCAAGGAAUGUACCGUCACCGCCGAGCGGAAACACUUCGGAGACUUCACCGAUGAUGCCUACCUGCGUGCCAUCAACAGUGGUGUGGACGACAUCCGAGAGUUGCUGCUGUCGGAGGAAGCCCGCCUGGAACUAGAACCAUCAGGGCCCCAGCUAGUCAGCACUUCCGUAAAAUCCCGCAAGGUUAUCGACAGUGAGGACACCGACAUUCAGCUAUCGGCCCGGCCCGAUGGAACUCUAGUGACCGAGAAGGUCCAGACCCGGCAGCACGAGGUUAUCUUCGACGACGAUCUGCCCGGGGAGGAACGGGCCAACAGUCAAAUCGGUACCGGAGGAGCCACUGGAAUCGAUCAGGUGGACAACGCUGAACGAAUCAUCGAUCAGAAGACAACCUCCCAGCGAUACUUCAAGCAACGGGAUGAACAGCACGUGGAUUUAAUUGGCGCUGGUGGUCAGUUGCUGGGGAACGAGAUGCGUUACGCAGCGGAAACGACCCAGAUGGAGAAGGAGGGAGGUGGCCCGAGGGCAGCGGACAAUUUGCUCUCGGAAUGGGACAGUUUAUCGGAUCGGCUGAGGAAGGCGCGGAGGUUGGGACGGCAUUCGACCCCAAAGGAUGCGAUCGUUGCGGGGACCGGUGGUUUGCCAACGGCUUUGGUGGAUCGGACUGAUGCGUUGACGAAGCGGCCGUUGGAUUUUGAUCAGGAAGAUGAAACGCGGAAGCUGGAGACGAACAAAUGGCUGGAGAGUCACUUUGGGAGCGAGUCAAGGUCGAGUCGGGGGUCGAGGGAUGAUUUGGAUGAGAUGGUUGAACCAACGAAGAAGACCUUUUUCAAUGUCACUAUUAAGAGUGGCGGGGAGGGGGAGGAAAAUGGACACCACCCUAUGUACAGUAGAGGGGUUCAUCAUCAGAUGAGUUCUGCGCCGACUAAGGUGAUUCAGCCAGCGGAGGGGGAGGAACCGAUCGCUAGGAAGUACUUUCAGGGGGUUAGCGAAUGGAACGAUCGGAGUAGAUAUGGAGUGAGGGGAUCUUCGCAGGGGAAUUUGGCGGACGAGAGAAUUGUUGACGAUUAUGGCUAUCGAAAGAAGCAGCAGCAGCAACAGCAAGAUUACCGGUUGGACGAGGGAAAAAACUCGUCUUACAAGGAGGAUUCUGCCUAUGUUUCAUCGUCCACAUAUUUUACAACUCCACGAUCUCCGCGGCAUCUGAAGGACAGCAACUUCAAUGCCCGGUAUGGACGGGAGGCUCGAUCGGUUUCGCCGGAUCGGAUCGAGUUUUUGCAGGAGGAUCGUCCACAAGCUCCGCAGCGCAAGAAAGCCUUGGAGCGGAAGCAUACCAAUGGUAAUGGAAUGAUGUUGUCUGCUAAGCCGCCACCACAGGUCAUAGAGUAUGCCCCCCGUAGUAGAUCGAUUUCACCUAUCCAAAUUCCUCCGGUAGCGACGACGCUCCGGAAGCCCUACCAAAAGACCCGCUUCAGCAGCAUACAGGAUCUAAGUCACUCGAACCGACAUCAGCAGCAGACUCCGAUGACCACAAGGGCACAAAGUCAACCGCCAAAGAGCAAAGUCGGUUCCGCCAUCGGAAACAGCAUCCGAAAGCUGGUCGGCAAGAUCCGAUCGGCCAGUGCCGAGCGCAAAUUGCGUCUCAAAUCCGCCAAACAACAGCAGCAACAUCAUCGAUCGCCAUCGCCAAACUCCUCCGCAGCUCAGCAGAAUAAACGCAACAGCAGCGCCAGCACAACCUAUCAACAGUACAACGUCAUCGACGGACACAUCGGAGGCGGGGGAAGUGGAGCCGAUCGAGGAUACUCGCCGCCACCACCUCCUCCUUCAAUGGGACUGCAAAACCAGUCUCAACAACAGCUGCGACAUCAAUCGGCGACGACGAACGGCGGACCAGCCUCAGGCAGCACCAGUCACAAACAGAACGGCAAUCCGGUUAGACGUGAUCAUCGAAUCGUCAACAACGGCUUCGCGGAUUCUUAUUACGAUCGUCGCGGUUCCUCCGAUAUUGUGUCUGAUAUGACCACGAAUAGUGCUGGGAUGCCGAUCCCGAAACAGAAGUACUACCUGGGUGAGAAUCCUUACGGGGAUAGCAUCUUUGGGAAGGAGAAUAAGUACGGUGGUGGGACGACGCGUGGAGGACCUCAACAUCAACAGCAACGAAGUGAAGAACGCUUCAUUUCUUCAUCCCAUACUAGCCGGAGCUACAGUCAACCGCCUCCACCGACGGCCACCAGCCUGGGCCGCUUCAGCAAAAGUACCAACCGGCUGCCGUCAUCCAGCGGCAGUCAGCUUCAUCAUCCGGAGCCGAACGGAACGUCUUCAUCAUACUACCAGCAGCAGUCCUCGUACCAUACCAACUCCCAAACGCUUCCCCGAAAGUUGCUCUACGAGCAGAAAGCCAAGGCCAAACCCCUGCACUCUUCCACGAUCAACGUUUCGAUCGUCAACACCGUUGGUAGUCCCGGCGGCCCCGGACAACCUCUGGUAAACACCGGACCAGUCAAACCAGCCCGCACCUACAAGGCCCUGAACCGGAGCAAGUCCUUCAACGUUCACGGCCUUAACGGAACCAACGAUCCUAGUCCCAUCUAUCUGGAGAAGAUCAACCGGAACAACUACACCAACGGCCAUACUUUCUACCGAUCCCAGUCCUACCUGGAUGACCUGCAGCAGACACCAUCCCGCCAUCAAAAUGAGUCCAUGCAGCUCAAGAGUCCUUCAAUUGUCAACCUGAUCAGCCGAAGCACCCGGGAUCUAACCCAGUCUCCUCUCUACGAAGAAGAGCGAGUCCAAUCGAGGACCGAAUAUCACAACGAGUACUCAACCAAUGGCAACACCAAGAAGACCGUUUUCCUCAAGAACUUGCAGAACCGCGCCCCGGAACUGUACCGAUCCCUAAACGAUCAAAGCGGAUCCCACGCCGGGAGUCCUUCCCGCGAGUAUCUCAACACCUACAUCAGCCGGGAGCAGGAAUCCUCCCUGGGGUCACGCUCACCGGUAACGCUGAACAAAGACACGGCAGCCAUCGUACGGCGAGGAUCCUCGAGCACCGAGGACUACUCGGAAUCGUACAAGAUCACCCAGAAAUCUGAGGACCCGAGCCGACCGGCCGGUGUCACCAAUACGGUACGAAACUUUAGCAAAAAGACCGUACCUACUAAGGAUGGACGCGGCCUUCAAACGAUCGAAACUUCGGAGGUUAAAACCACCAGCACCAGUAGGUAUCGGGGCACGGAACCAACUGGAGCGGGUAAUGGCCUGAAGUAUCAGGAGAUUCGCAACCAUGGAUUCGGGGGAACAACCGGCACCGGUGGAGUUGUCAUUGAGCUACGAGGAAAUUCGUAAACUGGCAGUGGAAGCAUAAUUCUAUAUUCUGACUUCAAAUCCCGUUGAAAGGUUUUCGCGCGAUCUUUCAGUGUUCCCAGUAAUUUUCUGAGUAGUUUAGUACUCGUAUUCUUACGGCCAUCGAAACGAUCUGCACCACCCAAAACAAUUAUAUUUUAAUUCAUACUCAAAAUCUUUUUUGAAAUGACAAAAAAAAGACUACUAAAAUCAUAAAAAAAAACUUAGGGAGGAAACCAGUGAUAAAGCCAAGAUUUAACGUUUGUGCCAGAAAAUCACACUCACGUUCGCACACAUUCAUACACGAUAACCUUGAAUGGAAAAUUCACCACGAAUAUGAGAGAAAAAAAUUAUUAAAAAAAAAAAAGAAAAUAAAACAAUGCACAGUAUUUUAAUUUUAUAUUUUAAUUAGAAAUAAUUUGAAACGAAAAUAAGAGGAAUAGUUUUCAGCUUCAAGGGCAACGUGUUAGUGUAUAAUAGUGAGUGUGUACUGUAUCCGUUGAUAAAAUCAUUACUCAUUUCCUCAUCCAGUUUUUACCAACAGCACCACCUAACGACCGCAAUCCGAAGUUCGUGGUCUAGAUUUAACGGAAAGUUAAACAAAAAAAAAUCUGCAGCCAACGGCCACAUCCAUGGUCUUUCACUAAUCUCUCUGAAGGCAAUAAGAUGAAAGUUUAACAAUAAUUCAACCGAAAUAAAAGCAAAACGUCUUAAACUUAAACAAACACGAUGGAAUGUUACACAACGCUAGUGAGAAGUUUGUUUUUGAAUAAAAGACUAUUUUAAAAUACAAUAAUAA
Molecule: messenger RNA, 6530 nt
Organism: Uranotaenia lowii
Lineage: Eukaryota; Metazoa; Arthropoda; Insecta; Diptera; Culicidae
Gene: chas
Exons: 7
Coding region: 1208-5734 (1508 amino acids)
Source: RefSeq, a predicted model, not a curated record